GCACCUGCUCCAGAACCAGCUCCAACAAGACCUGUCAGUACAGGGGAAUCCGAAUUGCUUGGUCGUGGUCGACAGAGAGGGCCCUCUGGAGCAGUGGGACGCAAAGAUGUUGUUGAGGUGAUAUCUGCUGGAUUUAAAGAGAUGUCAUUGGCAGAAAGAGGUGGACGUCGGCGAGACUUCCAUGAUUUUGGAGUGAACACAAGGAAGGCAAUGGAGCAUGUCAAAGAGUCCAAAACUGGUGUUUCUGGAAGUCUAAUACGAUUGAUAACAAACUAUAUUCGCCUAAGCUCUCGCCCGCAGUGGGCUCUGUAUCAGUACCAUGUGGAUUAUAAUCCUCAAAUGGAAUCAAGGCGUUUGCGAACAGUACUAUUGUUUAUGCAUGACAAAAUUCUUGGUACAACUCGUGUAUUUGAUGGUUCAAUCUUAUUCCUGCCUAAAAAACUGGAAAAGAAAGUCACUGAACUACUGAGCCAGACACGUGAUGGCCAGAAUGUGAAGGUAACAGUUACUUUGACCAAUGAAUUGCCUCCAACAUCUCCAACAUGCCUUCAGUUUUACAAUAUUGUGUUCAGAAGGCUUUUAAAGAUGAUGUCCUUGCAGCAAAUUGGCCGAAACUAUUACAACCCUCAGGAUCCCAUUAUGAUUCCACAACACCGAAUCAUGGUUUGGCCAGGAUACACCACUUCAAUUCUGCAGUACGAGAACAGUGUCAUGUUAUGUGCAGAUGUCAGUCACAAGAUUCUACGUAGCGAAACUGUACUUGAUGUGAUGUAUCAAUUAUAUGAGCAGUUUGGUGAACACCGGUUUCAGGAGGCCUGCUCAAAGGAGCUAAUCGGAGUCAUAGUUCUUACCAGGUACAACAACAAGACUUACCGAAUUGAUGACAUUGAUUGGGUUCAAAAUCCACGAAACACCUUUAAAAAAGCAGAUGGAUCUCAAAUCAGCUACAUAGAAUAUUACAAGAAGCAAUAUAGUACAGACAUCACUGAUCUGAACCAGCCAGUGCUUGUCAGUCAGCCCAAAAGACAAGGACCUGGAGGUACUACUAUAGGACCCAUCUGCCUCAUUCCAGAGCUCUGCUAUCUUACAGGAAUGACUGACAAAAUACGUUCCGAUUUCAAUGUUAUGAGAGACCUGUCUGUGCAUACAAGAUUAACACCAAAACAAAGAGAACAGCGGUUAUGCCGUUUCAUGGACUACAUUCAAAAGGAUGAUAAUGUCCAGAAGGAACUCUCUGAUUGGGGUCUCCAGUUUGAUACUGAGUUGCACUCGUUGUCUGGUCGAGUUGUGCCUUCAGAGAAGAUCCACCAAGGUGGAAAAAUGUUUGACUAUAAUCCUCAAGCAGCAGAGUGGUCCAGAGAAACCAGAGGCGCAUACCUGAUUAAUCCUAUUCCACUGGAAAAUUGGGUGCUGAUUUUUACCCGAAGAAAUGUUGAUGUAGCUCGGAGCCUUUUCCAAACUCUAGGCAAAGUAGUAAAUGCAAUGGGCAUUAGAAUGGAAAAGCCAUUAAUGUAA
Molecule: messenger RNA, 1515 nt
Organism: Chiloscyllium plagiosum (whitespotted bambooshark)
Lineage: Eukaryota; Metazoa; Chordata; Chondrichthyes; Orectolobiformes; Hemiscylliidae
Source: RefSeq, a predicted model, not a curated record